Molecule: messenger RNA, 804 nt
Organism: Colletotrichum fioriniae
Lineage: Eukaryota; Fungi; Ascomycota; Sordariomycetes; Glomerellales; Glomerellaceae
Source: RefSeq, a predicted model, not a curated record
AUGCCGAUAGCGCUCUACUUUGGCCUCUGGUACGGCGUUGGCCCGGGGACGAACACGCUCACCGAAAAGAAAGAAAAACUCUCCCCCAACGCCGUCUUCUCCAUCGUCACCGCGGCUGUCGGCGGCGCCAGCAUCGUGGAGUACUUUGUCCGCUUCUGGCGGCUUUGGCGUAAAGGGAGUACGUGUCGUGUCAUCGGGGCGCAUAGGUGGUACCUCGAUUGGUUUCACUGGAACUUUUCCUUUGCAUGGAUCAUCAUCAUGAUUGAACUCAUCGUAGGCACCGUCCCAAGAAAUCCCCCAAUCCGCCUCCUCUCCAUGCCCGUCCCAACAAUGCUCCUCGUCUUCGGCACCCAACUCCUCCUAAUCGACGCCCUCCGCGCCCUCCACCUCCCCUCCCCUCUCCGCAUCUCCUCCGUGCCCCGCAGAGCCCAGCUCCGACCGGGCAUCUACUCCCUCAUCGAAGACGUCUGCGCCGUCGACGGGUCCGGCGGCACCGAUUUCCGCGUCGCGCUUGAUAGGCGCUACGAGGCGAGCCACGUUUUUCGCGCGAUGCUGAGGCGGUUGGGUGCGUUUUGGGCUGUUGGCGCCGAGGGGUGUGCUGUGCUUUGUACGGCGUUGAUUUUUACGCUGGAUGGGGAGGUUGCGUAUGUUGUUGGGUGGUCGUUGCCGUUUGUGUGGGCUGGUGUCUGGACGGUUGCGACGUUUUGGUAUGUGAAGAGAGAGUUGAGGAGAGAGGCGAAGGCUUGGAGUGAGGAGGUUGCGAGGAAGGGUGUCGCGGGGUCUUCGUCCAUGGCGUCGGUCUGA